Messenger RNA from Equus caballus (horse), 5155 nucleotides. It is a transcript of the gene WNT4, whose product is annotated as Wnt family member 4. Gene Ontology annotation, biological process: cell fate commitment; neuron differentiation; multicellular organism development. NCBI's taxonomy places the organism in Eukaryota, Metazoa, Chordata, Mammalia, Perissodactyla, Equidae. Gene Ontology annotation, cellular component: extracellular region. The record is from RefSeq and is a predicted model, not a curated record. Gene Ontology annotation, molecular function: frizzled binding; cytokine activity.
GGGCAUAAUAGAAACUAGGGAGCCAAGAGACAGAAUAUGGGGGUGCUGAGGUUUCUGAGGAUGGGAGCAAAGGGAGAUAGGGAUCCCAGGAGCCAGGAGGGGAAUAGUGCUCUAAGGUAUAGGAGUCAGGGCUUGGGGCCCAGAGGCCAUCAUUUUCCCCCAACUGAGAAAAUGCGCUUGAGACGAAGUGAACUGGACCCACGCAUUGAGAACUCUAGCGCUAUGCUAAAGCUGGGGCAAAGGCAGAGUGGAGGCAACACCCACCACCCCACAACCACUGGGAGUGUCUCCAAGGCCAGCUGCUGCUCCCUAGCUUCCCCUCCAGGGGUGUCAGGCCAGUGGCAGCAACUCUUUCCCUGGCCCCCGAAGCUGCAGAGACCACAGGCCCAGACACAGUUCAGGCAGCCACAGAACCACUGAGACAGCUCCCUCCCCAGCACCCCUCCCUCCGGAAAGAAGCCCAGACACAUCCGUUGUAGUUCAGAAACGACCUAGGGCUCCAGAAAGACUCAGUCAGUGGGAGAAUGAAGCCCCUUUCCUCAAGUCAUUGUCUUUUGAUGCCAAACCAUCAUGCCCUCGGUACCCUGGGCCAUCUUUGGAGCCUGACAGCCAGCCCAGGCUUAGGAGACAGAGUGACCUGUUUUCAAAUCUUGACCAUCCCUGACUGGGUGCAUGGCCUUCAACAUGCGCUUCUCUGAGCCUCACUUUCCUCCUCUGUAGAAUGGAGGGGUGAUGCCUGCCUGGGCAACCCUACAUGGUUGCAAUAAGGAUAUAUUAAAACAUGCAACUAUUGCUGGAAAAGCACAAGUGACAGGGGACAUAAGGUCCCUCCCUUCCUGUCAUCUAGUCCCACAAAUGGUUCCCAAGUCCCCUGGGCACACCUGAGCUUGUCCUGGACCCGCCCUCCCUGCUCUCCCCCACCCCAGGGUCCCCAGCUCCUGAUCCAACAGCACCAUCCCCCCUCCAUCCCAUCUCUUGUACUUCCAGUCCUUGGAGGGUCCACCUGAUGGGCCACAAUCACUGAUGGGCCAGAAAAACAUGCUCUAACUCUGCAUGCUCCGUCUGGAGAUUCCACCAAAAAUCUGCACUUGGGAUGGAGGCCGAGGUGAUCCACUGCUCCCGAUGGGAGUGGUCCACCCCGCAGUGUGCUCAGCUGAAAAAAGGGUUGGGAACCCAGGUCUAAGAGAGCUGACGGAGCCAAGCAAAAGAAGAGAAACGAGCAGAACCGGUCUGGGGUCCAGCAGAGUCCAGCUUGGGGGUUCAGCUCAGGGGCAUGAAGAGUCUUUGAGAUGGCAGUGAAGAUGAUUCCCAUGAUGGUAAACGUCUCAAUGUUGAUGAUAAGAUACUAACGUUGCCAACAGGGGAAGAUGCCCACCAUAUGGCCAUUUAAUUCAUUUAAGCCUCCUGAGUUGGGAACUAUUAACCUCUCCAUUCUUUAGAUGAAGACACUGAGACUCAGAGAUGCUCAGUAACUUCCCUCAGGGAACACAGGGAUGGGAUUCUGACUCAGUCUGUCUCCCUUGCACAGUGCACCACACUGCCUGCCGUGCUGAGGGAUGAGAGUCUCCGGACAGGGGCACCAUGGGACAGAGGACAGCAGGAUCCUAAGACCAUGGGUACAGAAAUGUUAAAAGGUACCUGGCCAAGCUGUCAUCGGUGGGGAGCAUCUCCGAGGAGGAGACCUGCGAGAAGCUCAAGGGUCUGAUUCAGAGGCAGGUGCAGAUGUGCAAGCGGAACCUGGAGGUGAUGGACUCCGUGCGCCGCGGCGCCCAGCUGGCCAUCGAGGAGUGCCAGUACCAGUUCCGGAACCGGCGCUGGAACUGCUCCACGCUCGACUCCCUGCCCGUCUUCGGCAAGGUGGUGACGCAAGGGACUCGGGAGGCGGCCUUCGUGUACGCCAUCUCUUCAGCAGGUGUGGCCUUUGCGGUGACGCGGGCAUGCAGCAGUGGGGAGCUGGAAAAGUGUGGCUGUGACCGGACAGUGCACGGGGUCAGCCCACAGGGCUUCCAGUGGUCAGGAUGCUCGGACAACAUCGCCUACGGCGUGGCCUUCUCACAGUCGUUUGUGGACGUACGGGAGAGAAGCAAGGGGGCCUCGUCCAGCCGGGCCCUCAUGAACCUCCACAACAACGAGGCUGGCAGGAAGGCCAUCCUGACACACAUGCGGGUGGAGUGCAAGUGCCACGGGGUGUCGGGCUCCUGCGAGGUAAAGACGUGCUGGCGAGCCGUGCCGCCCUUCCGCCAGGUGGGCCACGCACUGAAGGAGAAGUUUGAUGGCGCCACCGAGGUGGAGCCACGCCGUGUGGGCUCCUCCAGGGCGCUGGUGCCUCGCAAUGCACAGUUCAAGCCGCACACGGACGAGGACUUGGUGUACUUGGAGCCCAGCCCAGACUUCUGCGAACAGGACGUGCGCAGUGGUGUGCUGGGCACGAGGGGCCGCACCUGCAACAAGACGUCCAAGGCCAUCGAUGGCUGCGAGCUGCUAUGCUGCGGCCGGGGCUUCCACACAGCUCAGGUGGAGCUGGCUGAGCGCUGCAGCUGCAAAUUCCACUGGUGCUGCUUCGUCAAGUGCCGGCAGUGCCAGCGGCUGGUGGAGCUGCACACGUGCCGGUGACUGCCGCCCCGCCCUGUGCCCAGCAACCACCUAGUGGCCCAGGGAAGGCCGAUAAUUUAAACAGUCCCCCACCACCUACCCCAAAAGAUACUGGUUGUAUUUUUUGUUUUGGUUUGGUUUUUGGGUCCUCAUGUUAUUUAUUGCCGAAACCAGGCAGGCAACCCCAAGGGCACCAACCGAGGCCUCCCUGAAGCCUGGGCCUUCGUGGCUGCCACUGACCAAAGGGACCUUGCUCAUGCCUCUGGCUGUCCACAUGUGGCUGCUGCUGACCACUCAGUUGUUAUCUGUAUGCAUUUUUCUACUUGCAGACUUAAGGUGGGUAAUGAGUGUUACAGCCACAUGCCUACUGACCCUGCCAUCUAAGAAGUGGCCCUAUGGCAGGGGAAAUCGAUGCCAUCUUGAUGGAAGUUGCACCCACACAUACACACGAACCCCUGGCAGCUUCAGCCUGGUAGCCUUGUCUCUGAAGCCCCCUGGAAAGGGAAUGGGCAAAUACCAGGUCAAGGGUAAAGGGUCAAUUUCAGCCCUCCAUGAGCCACUGGAGGUUCAACCUCUGUGAGACCUUCCAGGCAGGAAGAGCAGGUGAGAUGAGGGCAAGAGAAGGCUACAGUGCCACCCCAAAGCCAGCCCGCCCAGCAUCCCCCUCAAAGACGGAACCCCCCACUGCCUGGUCCUCCAGGCAGGAGUACAGGCUGCCGAUCCUCUGCAGUGAUGCCCCGUGUGUCUCCUCUUCACGGUGCUCCUCCUCUGUGAAGCUAGGAAUGGAAAUCACACAUGCAGGAAAGGCCGUGCAAAAAAGCCCUCUCCCAACUAUUAUUUCACUCAUUCACCAAAUGUAUUCAGCAAAAACUAUGUUCUAGGCCCUGUACUGAGCCAUCUCACUGGAUGACCAUAACAGUCCUGGGAUGCUUGUGCCCAUUUUACAGCAGAGAGGGCAGUGCUCAGCAGGGGCCCCAAGCAAGCUGGGUGCAGAGGCAGAGCCAGAAGAGCCCUCUAGUCAAGAUUCCUCCUGGAUGCCUGUGCCCAAAAACCCAGAAACUGCAGGUCUCUUUGGAGGUCUGAGUCUUGGGGAGGGGGCCCUCGCUGGAGGAAGAGGGGCCAGGAAGCAGCAAGAGCCACAGACUACAGGCUGAGCUAGAGCUCACAUGGGUCCUGAGGGCAGAGCAGGCUCUGAGGGAAGAGGUAGACAGCUAGAAGGCUGACGAAGUGAGGUCUCAGCAGCUAAGACACCCCUGGCCCCCGGUACCAUGGGUACUGAAGAAGAGGCGCCCAGGGGCAGCAGCAGCAGCCCAGGCCUGCCCCUGUGCACCAGCCAAACCGUCAGGAGCCCAGCCCAAACUUCUGUGAGCAGGACAUGCACACAAGACCUGGCCCGACCCAAGUGCUUCUCAGGUGGGCUCGCCACCACCAGAGGAACUCGCUGUCAGCCCAGUCUCCAAGCUGCCCUCACAGUGGGGCUCUAGGCUCCUGGUUUAAGGUCUUGAGCUCUGGGAUUCCCAUUGGAAGUUCUCAGCCCCUAGGCUUUUGGCUCCAGGGUUCAGCAUCUGAAUUCAAAUCCCAGAUUCAGAAUAUGGGCUCCAGCCGGUAUAAGCUCUCCUCCAGGCCUUGUGGUUUGUGCCUCCUGGUGUUGGCUCCCUCAGGAAGAAAGGGUCAACACCCCUGGCCCCCCGGCAAGCUCUCUGCUCAAUGUCCAUCCAAGAAGAAGGCCAAAACCAAGUGAGAUGCUGGAGCCACAUUUCAAUGUGGGGAUAAUCUUGGGGCAGGAAGGCUCUGAUGUGGAUGAAAGCUGAGCCGACAGAGUGUCCCCACAGCUGCCCAGCUGGGCUUACCACUCCUCUGGCGGGCUCUGUUCAGCCAUCCGCUCAGUGCCAGGGAAAAUACUAUCCCUCACUGGUAGAGACCAGACCCAAACCAGGAGGCAGUGGAGACCACUCCCUCUCCAGAGCCAGGGCUGAGCCACUCUCCUCCACCCCAGGUCCUGUCCUCAGAAGCAGCGGAAGAGUAGGUCUAGGCUGGGUGCUGGUAGGAUGCGUACUGCCCCAGGAAGAAUGGAGACGGUCUGUGCCUGUUGGUAGGCUUCACCCUUUCACCUGCCAGGGAGCUCCUCAAAGCUGAUCCUCCUGGAGCUGUAAGGAUGGAACCUCAGGGAAGCAGACUAGAUUCUAGGAACCUCUGCCCUGCCCUACCACUACCAGUACCCCAAAGCCCCAAGGGAUCCACAGCCAAGGAGAAUGGAGUUUCCUUGGACACACCCCCCUCCAAACUGUCCCAAAUAGAGAAGGAACCAGCACAGGCCUGACACAGUCCACCCACUCUGGAAGCUGGCCAGAGGGUCCAAGUCCUGCCCGAAACCUUCUCCACUAGUCUUGCCACAAGGCAAAAGUGAUGUCCUCUGAGGCCUAGGGCUGGAUCAGCCCCAGCUCUGGAUGCUGCUACCCUCUCUGCUGCCCCCACCCCAUCCUCCAAUUUUUAUACUAGGCUCCUUGCAAUUGUGACAUCCCCAUGAAAUAGCCUGAUGCACGAUAAAAUGAUUAUUUCUUUA